CACAUCUUUGAACGCAUGAGACAACGAUUAAAUUACACUUGAAGCAUAAGAAGUGGAAGGGACCAACUGCUUCAUCCACUUUAAUAUCUCUUAACAAAACGUCAUAUAUGAAAGGUAUCAGACCUGAUAACCCGACGGUUAGUCGUACGUUGGUACGCGAACGAACUGCACGCGAGUGAUUUAUAGUGGUGUAAAAGUUAAAAAUAUUUUGAAGAGGUUUAUUUAACACUAUAAGUGGAAACAAUGAUUACUUCAAUUCUCAACACUGUAAAGGACUCAAAAACAACUCACAAUUUAGUUUUUUAUGUCAAUGGGAGGGAGUUGUGGCGCAAUGAUCGCAGCCAUAUUGGAUUAGAUUUAAACUGAGAAAAGUAGUCUAUUGCUAUCAGUACUAGAUGACAAUGUCCAACCAGAAUGGACAUUAUUAUGGUACUUGAGAAAUAAAUUAUACCUAACUGGAACAAAAUUGGGUUGCGCGGAAGGUGGUUGCGGUGCUUGUACAGUAAUGAUCUCGAAGGUGGAUUUCAAAACGAAAAAUAUUUCACAUUUGGCAGUGAACGCGUGUUUAACACCCGUCUGUGCUGUGCACGGUAUGGCGGUGACCACAGUUGAGGGUAUUGGUAGCGUUAAAACGAAACUGCAUUCGGUACAGGAACGUAUCGCGAAAGCUCAUGGCUCUCAAUGCGGUUUUUGCACGCCGGGAAUCGUUAUGUCUAUGUAUGCUUUGUUACGAAGCACACCGAAACCUACAAUGAAGGAUCUUGAAAUUGCAUUCCAAGGAAAUCUAUGCAGAUGCACCGGGUAUCGUCCUAUCAUAGAAGCGUUCAAAACAUUCACCGAAGAAUGGGAACAGAUGCAAUUACUGUCAAAUCAUCAAGAAAAAUCAUUACCGAACGGAGUCUGUCCAAUGGGCGAGAAUUGUUGCAAAAAAAUCCCAAUCGCGGAGCCGGCCGAAGUUUUCAAUUCAAAAGAAUUCCGACCGUACGAUCCGUCUCAAGAAAUUAUAUUUCCGCCCAGACUGCUCACCGAUCCUUACUUACUCACCGAAUACUUAGUUAUUUCUGGGAAAAAUGUUACUUGGUUCAGACCGCGAAAUAUUACCGAGUUACUUUUUUUGAAGAACAAUUAUCCUAAUGCAAAGAUUGUCGUAGGAAAUACCGAGAUAGGUGUUGAGGUGAAAUUUAAACAUUUGUCCUAUCCGUGGCUUAUACAUCCGAUUUUGGUCGAGGAUAUGUGUACCGUUCAAGACAACGGAGAACUGUUGCAUCUGGGUGCCAGCAAUACGCUCGUUGACAUGGAAAAGGUAUUAAAACAACGAAUUGACGAAAGACCUGAACACGAGACACGAAUUUUUAGCGAAAUAGUUAGCAUGCUCCAUUGGUUUGCUGGCAAGCAAAUCAGAAACGUAGCUGCUGUUGGGGGAAACAUAAUGACAGGAAGCCCUAUAUCAGAUUUAAAUCCAAUUUUCAUGGCAGCAGGCGUGCAAUUAUGUCUUUCCAGCUACGGGAACGGAAAUAGAGUUGUCCCAAUGGAUCAUACUUUUUUUAAAGGCUACCGGCAGAAUAUAGUCUUACCAGACGAAGUUUUGAUUGCGAUUCGUAUACCCUUCACCAAAGAAAAUCAGUAUUUUGUGGCUUACAAGCAAGCUAGAAGACGAGACGAUGAUAUCGCUAUUGUGAAUAUGGCGCUAAAUGUAUUUUUCGAACCGGGAACUAACAUUGUACAGAAAGCGAGUUUGGCGUUUGGCGGAAUGGCUCCGACAACAGUCUUGGCGAGGAAAACUUGCGAAACUAUGAUUGGAAGACAUUGGGAUGAAAGUCUUCUCAACGAUGUUCAUUCUUCGCUGUUAGAUGAAUUGCCGCUUCCGGAUAACGUUCCAGGUGGUAUGGUCAAGUAUCGCAAAUCUUUAACUCUGAGUUUGGUCUUUAAAGGAUUUUUACGUAUACACGAAAAGCUUCAGUCAACAUUGGACAUUCGUCCAUCGUGGCCGGCGACGUUCGCAAGCGGCGCGGAAGGUUUUCAAGAUAAGGAACCGAGAAGCUCGCAAUAUUAUCAAAUGGUUUCAAAGGAUCAAGAAGCAAAUGAUUUAAUUGGAAGGCCCGUUGUACACGCGAGCGCUUUCAAGCAAGCGACUGGAGAAGCGAUUUAUUGCGACGACAUAAAGAAAUUGCCAGAAGAACUCUAUUUGUCACUGGUUUUGUCGACUAGAGCUCACGCGAAAAUUUUGAAAAUCGACGCGAGUAAGGCGAUGUUUGAGGAAGGUGUUGUAGCCUUUUAUAGCGCGCGAUGCAUACCUGAGAAGCAACGUUACUUCGGGCCUGUGUUCCACGAUGAAGAAGUCUUCGUGUCGGAAACGGUCACUAGUCAAGGUCAACCGAUCGGAGCAAUAGUCGCAGUCAGUCAGUCUAUCGCACAAAAAGCGGCUAGAAUGGUUACAGUUGAAUACGAAGAUAUUGAGCCAGCAAUCUUCACAAUAGAGGAUGCUAUUAAGUAUGGUUCUUUCUUCACUGAAAUUCCAAAACGUAUAAAGAAGGGAGAUCCAGAAAAAGCCUUCUCGGAAUCAGACCGCAUUAUAGAAGGUGAAAUUCGAAUGGGAGGGCAAGAGCAUUUUUACCUUGAAACGCAAGCUGUUUUGGCAGUUCCGAAGGAGGACGAGUUGGAGAUAUUCUGUUCCACGCAACAUCCCACGGAAAUACAGAAACUCGUUGCACAUUGUUUGAAUGUUCACGCUAAUAGAGUUGUGGUAAGAGUGAAAAGAUUAGGCGGCGGAUUUGGUGGAAAGGAAUCUCGCACUGCAGUUGUCGCUCUACCCGUUGCAUUUGCUGCUCAUAGAUUAGGGAGACCAGUACGUUGUAUGUUAGACAGAGAUGAAGAUAUGAUGAUAACUGGUACAAGGCAUCCAUUUUUAUUUAAGUAUAAAGUUGGAUACAAUAUGAACGGCUCUAUUAAAGUUCUGCAAGUGUAUAUUUAUAAUAAUGCUGGUUAUUCGAAAGAUCUUUCUCUUGCGGUUGUAGAACGUGCCAUGUUCCACUGUGAAAAUGCUUAUAACAUACCGGUAUGUGAUGUUUAUGGUAUUGUGUGUAAAACUAAUUUACCAUCUAAUACUGCGUUCCGUGGUUUCGGAGGUCCGCAAGGAAUGUUUGUCAUUGAGACUAUUAUUAGACAUAUCGCAGAAGAUUUAUCCCUAGAUCCUGUUAAGAUUGCGGAAUUAAAUUUGUAUAAAGAAGGAGACACGACCCAUUACAAUCAAAAACUUAUUAACUGCACAAUGAAACGUUGUUGGGAAGAAUGCCUUUUAUCCUCUAAAUACACUGAAAGGCUUGAAAAAGUUCGACAAUAUAAUGAACGUAAUAGGUAUAAGAAAAGGGGAUUGGCGGUAGUUCCAACCAAGUUUGGUAUUUCCUUCACAGUACUUUUUCUAAAUCAAUCAGGGGCGCUUGUACACGUUUAUACAGAUGGUUCCGUUUUGAUUAGUCACGGCGGUGUCGAAAUGGGACAAGGUUUACAUACAAAAAUGAUACAAGUAGCAAGUAGAGUAUUGAAGAUAAAUCCAGAGAAAAUACAUAUAAUGGAGACAGCUACAGACAAAGUGCCAAACACAUCUCCUACUGCAGCUAGUGCUGGUUCAGACUUGAAUGGCAUGGCUGUUUUAAAUGCAUGUGAAGAAAUUACAAAACGAUUAAAGCCAAUAAUAGAUAAAAACCCAAAUGGCACAUGGGAGCAGUGGGUAACUGCAGCUUACUUAGAAAGAAUCAGUCUUUCUUCCACUGGUUUCUAUAAAACACCUGACAUUGGAUACUCAUUUGAGACUAAUUCCGGAAAUCCGUUUAAUUAUUUUACAUAUGGUGCCGCAUGUUCAGAAGUAGAAAUUGAUUGUCUGACUGGUGAUCAUCAAGUAUUACAAACCGAUAUUGUCAUGGAUUUAGGUGCUAGUAUUAAUCCUGCAAUUGACAUAGGACAAAUAGAAGGAGGUUUUGUGCAAGGAUAUGGACUUUUUACUCUUGAAGAAAUGGUAUAUUUGAGAAAUGGGGCCCUUUUCAGUAGAGGGCCAGGUGCCUACAAAUUACCUGGUUUCACUGACAUUCCUGAAGUAUUUAAUGUGUCUUUAUUGAAAGGUGCUGCAAAUCCCAGAGCUGUUUAUUCGUCUAAGGCUGUUGGAGAACCACCAUUAUUCUUAGCAUCCUCAGUUUUCUUUGCUAUUAGAGAAGCCAUUAAGUCUGCACGUGCAGAAUUUCAAGACGCUGGUUAUUUCCGAUUUGAUUCACCAGCAACUGCAGCGCGCAUUCGGUUGGCAUGCAUUGAUGAAAUAACGGACCAGAUUUCAGAUCCAGAUCUGAAGACUCAGUGGAAUAUUGUUCCAUAAAAGGUAUCUUAUUCAACCGAAAAAUAAAAACGUUUACCGUCUUUUUUACUGUGAAAUAUUAAUACAUUGUAAAUAUAUAAAAAUUGUUAUAUUAGAACAUUUAUAUAAAAAGAAACGUAUUGAUUUUGUUUACUUAUUAUAAAUACACAUGUUGAGUUUGCACCAUAAAAUAAAAAAACAUUAAAAAAUUAAAAGAAAACUUUUUCAUACAGUUACGGUACAUGUCCAGUCGAGUGUUUUAGAACAAAUUAAUUUGUUCCAAAGCUGUGUUCAUUAUAGCGUUCGUUCGUUAUAGGAUACAUCACUGUAUAACAUAAUAUUCGAAUGAUAUACGUAUAGCAAAACUGAAUUGAUAAAUUAUGUACAGUAGGCCAUUAGAAAUAUUAAAUAAGCACAUAAUAAAGUAUGGU
Nomia melanderi (Alkali bee) is the source of this 4773-nucleotide messenger RNA. It is a transcript of the gene ry, whose product is annotated as xanthine dehydrogenase rosy. Gene Ontology annotation, molecular function: iron ion binding; xanthine dehydrogenase activity; molybdopterin cofactor binding. NCBI's taxonomy places the organism in Eukaryota, Metazoa, Arthropoda, Insecta, Hymenoptera, Halictidae. The record is from RefSeq and is a predicted model, not a curated record.